Molecule: messenger RNA, 2853 nt
Organism: Hemicordylus capensis (graceful crag lizard)
Lineage: Eukaryota; Metazoa; Chordata; Lepidosauria; Squamata; Cordylidae
Product: vomeronasal type-2 receptor 26-like
Exons: 7
Coding region: 1-2826 (941 amino acids)
Biological process (GO): G protein-coupled receptor signaling pathway
Cellular component (GO): membrane
Molecular function (GO): G protein-coupled receptor activity
Source: RefSeq, a predicted model, not a curated record
AUGGUGACUAUCUCCUCGAGGACGCAGGUGGUGAAAAUGCCAACAGCAGGAAUUACAGAGAAGAAGUCAAAUGACAAGAAGACAGCAGGAGCUGGAUUGAAUCUAUGGCCGCCGGCCGGGGUGGAGUGGAGUGUAGCUGCUGACUAUAAAUUUGGCAGCCUGUGCCUUGAACAAACAGUUGGAAACAACAUGUCUAAUCUGCUUGGAGCUUGUGUUGGAGAAUUUUUUGACUGUGGAGUUUGGGCUUCUAAAGUUACUGGAAAGCCAGGGUUAUCAGAUAUGUACUCAGUCUGUGGUGCUUUAACUCUUCGUUCCUGUAUUCAUGGGGAGACUGUUAAAACGUACCAUUUAUCAGUAAAGCUGAGUGCUCCAGCUGCUUCUUGCACUAUCUCUGACCCUCUUCCUAUUCUUCACAAGUUCUAUCAGUCAGGAGACCUCCUCAUCAUUGGCAUCAUUUCUCAGAUCUAUGUGUUUUCCUCUCAAGCAACUUUUGAAAAGCGCCCCUCUUCUGAACUUUAUGAUGAUGUUUUCCAUUUUAAUCGAAGGUGGACUGUUCAUGCUUCACUGGAACUUCUCUGCACAAAGAACAGAUUCAUCCCAAACUACAAAUGUGACAUUCAGAACAAUCCAUUAGCAGUAAUUGGGGGACCGAAUUCUGAGGUCUCUCUCCACAUAGCAAUGAAUCUCUGCAUCUACAAGAUUCCACAGCUCAUAUAUGGCUGCACUCAAAUAAUGAAAAAUGACAUGGAAGCUGAUUUCCUCUACUGGAUGUUUCCAAAAGUGGCUCUUCAAUGUGAAGGGAUCCUCAAAUUACUCCUGCAUUUUGGGUGGACAUGGAUUGGGGUUUUUUAUUUAGAUGAUGACAAUGGAGAGAGAUUUGUACAGGAUACAUUGCACAUGUUUCUUGAGAGAGGCAUCUGCUUUGACUUUAUAGAAACAUUUGCAACAUUGGCUUUUUCCAAUGAUAUCUAUCAAACAGUGGAGGAGGCAUCAAAAAAAAUGAAAACUCUCUCAGGAAGCACUGCCAAUGCAUUGGUCAUAUAUGGUGAAAUACAGACCAUGUUGAUUUUUAUACUAAUGCACAACUUUGCAGACUCGGAGAAUAUGCCAAUUAAGACAAGAGGCAAAGUCUGGAUUAUGAUUGCUCAGAUGGAUUUCACAUCACUUGGGUUUCAAAGAACUGUGGAUAACCACUCCCUCCAUGGUGCUCUUUCCUUUGCAUUGCACUCACAAGAGGUUUUAGGAUUCUGGCAAUUUCUUCAGAUGAGAAACCCCACCUCGGAGAAAGAUGAUGGCUUUCUUGGGGUCUUUUGGGAAGAUGUAUUUAAUUGCCAUUUCCCCAACUCCAUUGCAGAUGAGACGGUUGAGGAAAUCUGCACUGGGGAGGAGAUGUUGGAGACUCUUCCUGGAUCAGUCUUUGAGAUGAGCAUGACCAGUCACAGCUAUAGUGUCUACAAUGCUGUCCAUGCUGUGGCACAUGCUCUGCAUGCCAUGCAUUCAUCUAAAUCUAAACAGAGAGGAAGGAUGGAUGCAGGUAGACUGAAGAUUCUGUAUCGUCUGCCAUGGCAGCUCCAUCACUUUCUGAGAAGUGGAUCAUUUAACAACAGUGCUGGAGAAAAGGUUUCCUUUGAUGAAAAUGGGGAAUUAGUUGCUAGAUUGGAUAUCAUCAACUGGGUCACAUUCCCAAACCAGUCUUUCCGUAGAGUCCGAGUGGGAAAGAUAGAACCAGAUAGUCCCACAGGCCAGGUGUUCACAAUUCAUGAAGAUGACAUUCAGUGGCCCAGCAGAUUUAACCAGGCACGGCCCCUUUCUCUGUGUAAUGACCAUUGCCAUCCUGGCUAUAGUAGGACAAAGGCAGAAGGGAAACCAUUUUGCUGCUAUGAUUGCCUUCCAUGCCCAGAAGGGAAAAUUUCCAACCAAAAAGACAUGGACAACUGCAUCCCAUGUGCAGAAGAUCAUUAUCCAAGCAAUGGCCAGGAUUUUUGUAUUCCCAAGGCCAUCAACUUUCUGACUCAUGGAGAAGCUUUGGGGAUCAGUAUGGACAUUUUUGCUCUGUCCUUUACUUUCAUCACAGCUUUUGUGCUGAGGAUCUUCCUGAAGCACAAGAACACUCCCAUUGUCAAAGCCAACAACCGCAGCCUCACCUACACUCUCCUCAUCUCCCUCCUUCUGUCCUUCCUUUGUGUUUUGUUGUUCAUUGGCAAGCCUGAGAGGAUCACAUGUCUCCUUCGACAAGCUGCUUUUGCCAUCAUCUUCUCUGCGGCGGUUUCUUGCAUCCUGGCCAAAACCACCAUUGUGGUUCUGGCUUUCAUGGCCACCAAGCCAGAGUCCAGCAUGAGGAAAUGGGUGGGGAAAAGGUUGGCCUACCUCAUCGUUCUUUGCUGCUCUCUCAUUCAAACCACCAUUUGUACAGUGUGGCUGGCAACUUCCCCACCAUUCCCGGAUCUAGACAUGACCUCCAUGGCUAAAGAAAUGAUCCUGGAAUGUAAUGAAGGCUCCACUGCCAUGUUUUAUUCUGUGCUGAGCUUCCUGGGCUUCCUGGCUACAGUGAGCUUCAUUUUGGCUUUCUUGGCCAGGAAGUUACCUGACAGCUUUAACGAAGCCAAGUUUAUCACCUUCAGUAUGUUGGUCUUUUGCAGCGUUUGGUUAUCCUUUCUUCCAGCCUACUUGAGCACAAGGGGAAAAUAUAUGGUUGCCGUAGAAAUAUUCUCUAUUUUGGCCUCCAGUGCUGGCUUACUCUCUUGUAUCUUUUUCCCAAAAUGUUUUGUAAUUUUACUGCGGCCUAAUUUGAACCAAAGGAGGGAGCUGAUCAGAAGAAAGAUCUAAAGAUUUUAUGGUCCUGAUCCAACCAAA